CGCGUGUUACAUGGAUAAGGGCGAGACUUUGGAAAUGUCUUAAGUGGCAGGAGGAUCAGGCAGCAGGGAAGGCGAGGUGUAGGCGAACUUCACUGGAUACCGCACCUAGAGAAGCCACCGCUAGUCUCCAGUCGUUUCCCGCCAGCGUCUUCUGCAUCCGGGAGCCAGUCUCGCGAGAUGCGAACUCGGCCGUUCUAGCCUAAGACUCGCGCCUGCGCAGAGACGAAAAGCGAGCGCCGCGUGGACGCCAAUGGCGGCUCGCGCCUGCGUCCUGGUUUCGCCCCGUGAUUGGUUCCCGUCUUCCAGGGGACGCGGCAGUUCAGUUUUCACUUUCUCUCUUUUUCCGCACCCCUCCUCUUUUUCCUUGAGCCACAAGGUUUUACUUCCGGUUGCUGGAGCCCGGCCGUGAGAAAGUCGACGCGGUCUUUCAGGCGGCGGGCRUCCUGGGGCAGGUUGUCGGCUGUGACUCUGAGGGGAGACCCGGGGCGCGGGGAGCGCGGCGUUCCUCUGACGAGGCGCUGUUUGCGCGAGGGCCGGGACGGCGCCUGGUUUCGUGCACACUUGCUGGCCAGCUGGCUGCCAGGCCGGGGAAGGAGGAGCGGACGCGCUGGAAAAGCAUGGGAAGAAAAGUGCGCAGUGAUCUCAGGUCCUCGGGGCCAGCGGCCGCACCAAGGACAGUUUUUGAGACAGUGUCCUUGAGUUCAGACUCUCUUUUCCAGAGGGCAAUUUCAGUUCUCCGUACUUCUUACUUGGACUCUGCAUCUGAGCAUGGUUUUCAGUACAGUCAAGUGACUUUGGUGAAAAAUGACAUUUUCUUAAAUGAGUACAAAACCUUUUAUCAACAAAAACAAGCAAUUAACUAUACUCAGGAAGAACUUCAAGAAACUUACGGGUUUCUUCUAUUUGAAACUGAAAAUCAGGCCAAAUUGGUUUGUCAGCGUGGACUGUGUGUUGGCAGCAGUGCUAUUACCACUCUUGGUGAUCCAGCCAAAGGUAUAUACAUUUCCAAAUACUCAGACUGUCUUCAUCCAAGACCAUGGUAUCAUGGGAAAUCUGGUUAUGUUGUAAUUUUUAAUCUAAUUAAGGGAAAAGUCAAGUUUGUGUCUGAGAAUUAUACAACUAACUACACUAGGCCAUCUUUUGGCUAUGAUUGCCACGUGGCGGCAGAUACAAACAAAGUUUCUCACAAGACAAGUCAUUUUCGUGCCUUUGAGCUGAGUCAGUAUUACCUCUAUGAACUUUCAGGCGACACUGUUAUUAAGAGACCAAGACAGAUCUGUCCUUAUGUAAUUGUAGCUUUUCAGUACCGGGAGCCUAAAAAGAUGGCAGCACCAGCUCAUAAUAGCAUAAUUGAACUCAGUAAAAAUGUUCUCUCUCCAUGGAAAGGGAGAUUAAUUAUUCAAGGUUGUGUGCUGUGUGAUAUAACUCUUUGGUCUACUUACGGUACAAUAAUUCCAACACAGCUACCACAGGAACUUGAUUUUAAGUAUGUAAUGAAAGUGUCUUCUUUGAAAAAACGACUACCAGAAGCUGCCUUUAACAAACAGAACUACUUGGAGCACAAAGUCUCUUGCCAAGAUUUGUGCUUUGAUUUGUAUGAAGUGGAACUGUCAAAUAAACAAGGGGAAAGGAUAGAUAAACUAACAGAGUACAUUAAAAAUAAACAGUUGGCAAUCAUCAAAUGCUUAGAAGACCGGGGAUUUUUUAUUUUACUUACAUCAUCAGCCUUAAUACCAGAACCAAAUUUGGGAGGUGAGCAGAUAGGUCUACAUGGGUUAUAUUUGUUCCAUUCACACCUGUCAACAGGGGUGAAAGAUUUGAAAGUUGAAGAUGACAUCUCACUGAAAGUGAUACCUGUUUUACCUGCACUUAAYUAUGCCCUGCUCGAAGCAAAGAAAUCACUUCCUGAGGAAGGAACCUGUCCAAGCACAUUAGUAAAGCACAAUUUUCAAGAACUGUACAAGACAGAUAAAAGCCCUUCAUUGACGGUUGCUCGGGAUGGAAUGAAAAAGACUGCAUUCUUUGGGAAAUCGUCCAAUGGUUUUGACUUGGUUCCUCCACCUGAAAAGUGCCCAUUACAGUUUUUAACUCAGUUGAAGUCUUAUUUUUCAGAUCCUAGUGGUUACACUUUGGAAGUUUCUGCUGCUUUGGAUUUGUUAGCAGAGCGUCCUCAGUCUCCUUGUAUUUCAGAUGGAAUUUGUGAUGCUGGAUUUUCUUUAGUUAUGACUCCAGAUUCUGAAUUUCUUGACUCAGAGGUGGAAGUAAGGAAAGAAACUGAAACAGAAAAGAAUUCUGAGGAAAUAUCGACAGCAAAAAAGGGAGUGGUGGUUCCACUGAAUCCAGCAUCAAAUCUGAGAGUGCAGCCAAAGAGAAAAGCCAGCAUGCCACUCCUGGUGCAGAAUAAAAGRGUUAAUCUGUGUCGCCCUCUUCCCAAAAGAACUGCACCCGGAACAGACAGUGGAUCGCACUCUCCAACAACCCUUAAGUUAGUUAAAGGACAGUUUCCUCAGAAAAGAAAAAGAGGUGCGGAAGUGCUGACUGCACAGUUUGUACAGAAAACCAAAUUGGAUAGGAAAAACCAAGAGGCUUCUAUUUCUAAAGAUGUUCCAGUGUCAACGAAUGCUAAAAGGGCAAGGAAACAAGAAAAAUCUCCAGUCAAAACUGUUCCAAGGGCUAAGCCACCUAUGAAGAAAUCUCCACAAAAACAGAGGGUAAAUGUAGUAAAAGGCAAUCAGAAUCCCAGAAUCAGAAAGCAGCCACAACCUGCUAAGGGAGAAACUGCUUUACAGCUUCAAUCAAAAAUUUCAUCAGAUGGCCAAAAAGAUGGGAUUAGUAUAAAUACAGAUCAACCAGAAAGCACCACAGUGGCUCAUAAAGAUCUUCCUGAAAACUCCAUUAUGAACUAUGACUCCCAGGCCCUAAAUAUGUUAGCUGAUCUUGCAUUAAGUUCUGCUACCUCUUGCACCCCAUCUUGUGAGCCUAGAAUUCUUCCCUGCUCCUCUGAAUUGCCACAGAAUGAUGUUUUACUCUCUAAAGAAAAUUCACUGCAUGGUACCUCUGACCAUGAAUAUCAUAGGGGCAUUAAAAGUCAAAAAGGUGUACUGUUACCCAAACUGUCCUCUGAUAGAAAGAGUAACUCAGGGUUAGACUUAACAGUUAGUCRGGAAGACGAGUGCUUGGUACCUUGUCAGGCCCAUGAUGAAGCCCAGUCAGCAUCCCCUGAGGAAACAGUAAAGUCUUCAGAUGCAAGCCAAAAUUCGCUGGUUGCUGUGGAACAUUCAUAUGCCCUGCUCCUUGUGGAACAUUCAAAGAAACAUCUACAGCCGAGAGGGUUACCAGGCCCUGCUUUUGCCAAGAAUGGGACAAAAGGUCCUGAUGCUGGAACUCCAGUGGGAAAAGUCAUGCCUUUUCGGCAUCUACAGAAUACUUCCCCUCUCCAAAAGGUUUCUGAGGAUUCAUUGAUAAAGCGCAAAAAUCGAUUUGUAUCUUCCCACCUAAAAGAUUUUUAUUGCUCCCAUAGUGUGCUUAGCUGUGAUGGCUCCUUUAAAGUCACUUUCAAAUGUGAAACAGACUAUUCAUUCAACUUAGAUAGCAAAUAUACUAACAAUCCACUGGAGAAAACUGUUAUAAGAGCAUUGCAUGGGCCCUGGAACACUAAUUUGCCUGAUAAUGUGGAAGAAGUGAAGCUUUUACUUCACAUGUGGGUAGCUCUGUUUUACAGUAAUCAGAACAAAGUCAUACGAUCAUCCCGAAAAGUGGUAGAGCACAGCAACCCAGCAAAGUAUGUGUCCAUAAAUAGCACUUUAGAAUCUUUUGAACUCAGUGAAAUUGAGGAGUCCUCCAGUGUGGAAAGAUGUUCUGUAGAACCUAUGUUGGAGUCGAAUGAAACAUCCAGAGGUCAUGCUACAGAAAUGUCCUUCCCUGGCCCUAACUGCUUGCUUCCUUUGAUUAAACCACCACCUGCCAAAGGUUUGGAACUCAGUGUACAGAAUGAACAGAAAGAAACUUUUGCAAGAGAGUGUCAUGCAGACACCUCAGAAAGCCAGAAUUUCAUCUAUUCCUGUAAUAAUGAGGUAAUUGGAAAGAAAGCCAAACAAGAAUCAUCAGAUCUAGAGACUUCUAAUCUURUGCUUUCUGGUAUUGAAAGUAUGCAAACUAAUGGACCUUCUAUUUCUGGUGAAGAAAAAACCUUUCAGUUAGAUGAUAAUACUAGAGUGGCUUCUUAUAAUGAUACAGUUACACAAGCCACAUUCACCACCACUUAUAAUGGGGCCAAUAGUCACUCGRUAGUAUGUCAAAAGUCUAUAUACAACACCCUUGAAAACAAAGUUGAUGUAGGUCAUGCAUCAAUGCAGACAAAAACAGGUACUUUACAGGACCUUACCCAGCAUAGCAGCCCCAUAAACAGUGAAUGUCAGUCCUCCUUGGAAAGGACAGAUGAUAAUAUGGGGUGUGUGAUGAUUAAUCUGGAACCAGUUACUCCCACUUUUGAAAAAAAUGCCUGUGUACCAAUAUAUUCAGAAGUAAAUAGACCUGAUAAACCCACAGCCUUUGAUACAGAGCUGAUGAAACAAGUGUCUCCUCCUGCAAGUCCUAGACAUCCCAUAUCUGCAUUGGAAAAAGUACAAACACAAGAUCUUAGGGAUGUUCCAUCUCUUGCAGUGUCAGGACAGAAAGCCACUAACCACCUUUGUGCCUCCUCAGUUAAUAGAGAGACACUUGCUCAAGAACUGUGUUUAUUACAGAAAGAGAAGCCUCUUCCAGUCUCAUCACCACCAUCCAAUAAAACAUCGAUAAUGGAAGCAUUAGCUUUAGUCAAAAGUUCUAGUUAUACAUUACCCAGUGAAGAAAUGAAAGGCUCUCAAGAUUGCAGUUUGCAGACUCAACGUGUCUUUAGCAUAUCUUCAGAAGAGAUUAUAGAGCCAUCCCAGGUUGAAGUAGUCUCAUCAUCAGCCUCAGCCACCUUGGGAAAAGGGUAUUCUCUUAACUGUAUUCCACCAAGAAUUACUAUGUCAGAUGGCUCUUUAGAAAUAAGGAAGAAUGACAAGAGUAAUCUAAAUCAUGAAAAUACAAAUGUGGAGUCGUUUACUUCGGUAUUUGCCCAACAAAUUAGCCCAUCUAAGGGUAGGGAAGAGAACAGACUGGAAUUGUCAGAGGAAGAUUCUGAUAUUGACCUAACUCUAACAGUAUCAUCACCUACAAGUCCCAAGGAAGAAAUGGCAGCUGGUGAAAUAGAGCAACUUCAGAAGGCCCCAGUAUCAAAUUUAGAACUUCAGGAUAUAGCUGAAGAAAUAGUUGAGCCAGAAGAGGUAACCCUUGUGGAAAACAGAGAAAUUAGUUCAGCUAAUUAUAUGUCAGUGUGUCCUGUGGUACCAGAAGAACCACUAGAAAAUAAGGAAAGAAAAAGUGAUAGUUUACAGCCAGUUACUUUAAUACUUUCUAAAGAAAAUUGUACCCUUGAGAUUGCAGAAGAAAUUAACGUUACUUCUGAUUUCCCCUUUGAUUCUCUAAUUGAAGAAGUGUCACCACCUUCUAGUCCUGAUCCCCCAGUACCAACCAAAGAAACACGACCUUCUCAGGCUGUGUCUCCAUGUAGUUUAGAAGUUCAUGGUAUACAGUGUGAGAAAAGUAACAAAUUGUCCCAGAUUGGUUCAGGAGAUUUAGCUGUAACAGAAAAAGAAAAUUCUUUUGUUAGUCCUAACCAUCCAGUGGGACAGAGUGACUUAACUCAAGUACAGCAAACUCAGCUUUCUGCUGAAAUGCCUCUAAUGUUAACCAAAAAUCCAGGAAGAAAAGGUAGACCAAUCCUUUCUGGUAAAGUAACUGAGGGAACUUUCCCAAAUGAGCAUAAUGAGGGUUUCUCUUUCUCAGAAAAGGUGCAGUGCUGUGAUGCAGCAUUAGCCAAGUCUGCCUCAGCUGCCAGAUACAGAGGUAACUUCAAGCCUUCUGUCGAAAAACUGGUAAAAUCAGGAAAUCCACUGCAGCCAAUUAGCAUAGAGAAUAGAAAUUUGGACUUAAAACAUCUUGUCUUAGAGUCCAGUGAACCUCCAUUUAGUCCUAAAAAGAUUGUUGAAAAUAAGUCUUCAGCUGAUAGAUUGGUUUCUACAACUGCUCUAAGUGGAAUAGUAAAUGUGUCAUUAAAACAAAAGACCAACCCUAAAAGCAUUACAAAAAAUCUUUUUGAUAGUGAUUUGAAAACAGAUAGUGGAGGGUACAUGCAGGUGAAGUCCAUGGACUCUGCCUCCAUUGAUAGAGCUGGUGUUAUACAGACAUACAUGCCCCCAGAGAGCCCAAAGCUUGGUUCUUCCUCAGAUAGCACUACAUUCACCCAUUGUACACAACCAGGAAAUGUGGAGCCAGGGUUUCAAACACAGGAAAUAUCAGUAGUCAGAAUGGCCAAUUUACUUAAGAAUAGUGAGACUAAAGCUGAGUCACCUGAAGAAAGUAUAGAUCUAGGUACUGUCAGCCUUCAGUCUAACUCUACAUCUUCAACGAAAGUUGAACAAAAAAUCCACAUGUCGCAGGAUAUGGCAACAYGUGAGAUAAAGGAUCUGUUGAAUGGUGGAUUUUUUCCUAUGUAUUCUGGUUCAAACCAGAAUGCAGCAGAGAACAGUGAAAGUAUCAGUAAAGAGACUUCUGCUUCAUYUGACUCUCUUGUUUGUGGAAUCUCUAAAGAGCAUAUUGACAAUAAGAUCCCUAAUGAGGARUACAGGGCUGAGGCUGAUUUUGAAACUCAGGAUGGAGAGACAAAGAUGAGGGUGAAUUCAGACAUGCAUUAYGAACCACUUUCUGGAGACUCUGAUCAAGACUUUCUUGAUGACUGUAGAAAUCCYGAAUUAGACAUGGAAGAUUCAUGCACUUUGAGAAGUAGUCACACCAGCAAAAAAGAGGAUGUUGUAAAAAAUAGUUACGAAUCUUCCAUGAACUCAAACAAUAGUGAUAAUGAAGCUUGGGGUUAUAAUAGAGUUCCAGAGCUGGAGACUAGCAUUCCUUCAAGAAACAGGUUCAUUGGAUUAAAGCAAGAAGAUAAGUGUGUGCCAUGCUAUGUCCAAAUUCGAGAUCUCCAUGGUAUCCCCCGGACCUAUGCUAACUUUACUAUAACAAAAGAAUUCAAAGAUACAUCUAGAACUUUGCAUAGCCUGAAGAGGCAACCAAGUUUUGCUGCAAACUGUAGCCUGCUCAGCUCCUGGACAAGCACUUGGAAAGUGGCAGAUGACCUCACCCAAAACACAUUAGAUCUGGAAUAUCUACGUUUUGCACAUAAAAUUAAACAAAUAGUAAAGAAGRAGGAUUCUAAGAAACCUGCCUCUUCCCCCAACAUCUUUCCAAAGGAAUCACCUACCCAAAUCAUGGUGGGAACUUUACCUUUGACAAAAACAUCCAAGGCCCCAGUUCUGCAUCCUGCAUCCAAGAGCAGAAGCCCCAUCCUGGUAACAAUUAUGCAUCCAGAUGCCAGACAGGCGAGUCAGCACAGAAGAGGCCAUACACCCAACCAUAUGGACAGCACUUACUCCUUUUGGAAGGAGAGAUGUAAUCACAACAGAAAUCUUACGAAUUCUCAAAAGAAUCAGAGUGUUUCAUUUCACCUCAACAAACUGAAAUAUAAUAGCACUUUGAAAGAAUCUCGGAAUGAUAUUUCACUUAUUCUCAAUGAAUAUGCUGAAUUCAAUAAGGUAAUGAUGAAUAGCAACCAAGUUGUUUUACAAGAUAAAGAGUUAAAUGUGGCUUCUGGAGACGCCAUGUCCCAAGACAUGUAUCCAUCUCUUCCAAGACAGUCAGCCUCCUAUGAAGACAUGAUUACAGACUUAUGUGCCAGCUUGCAUGUCAAACUAAAAAGCGUUAUGAAAGAAGCUUGUAAGAGUCCCUUCCUGUUCUACCUUGUUGAAACGGAAGAAAAAUCAUUCUUUGUAAGAACAAAGAACAUUCUGAGGAAAGGAGGCCAUACAGAAAUUGAACCUCAGCAUUUCUGUCAGGCUUUUCACAGGGAGAAUGAUAAGCUAAUAAUCAUCAUCAGAAACGAAGAUUUAUCAUCACAUUUGCAUCAGAUUCCUUUUCUGCUGAAACUGAAGCAUUUCCCCAGUGUCAUCUUUGCUGGAAUAGACAGCCCUGAAGAUGUUGUUAACGACACCUACCAAGAGCUGUUUCGCACAGGAGGCUUCAUGAUAUCAGAUGACAAAAUAUUAGAACAUUUAACAUUAGUUCAACUGAAGGAUAUUGUCAAAAUUCUGGAAAAACUAAAUGGAAAUGGAAGAUGGAAAUGGUUACUUCACUACAGAGAAAAUAAAAAGCUAAAGGAAGACAUAAGAAUGGAUUCAAUUGCACAUAAAAAGAAUUUAAUAUUGAAAUCAUAUCAGAGUGCAAAUAUCAUCGAAUUGCUUCACUAUCACCACUGUGACUCUCRAUCUCCAACAAAAGCAGAAAUUUUGAAAUGUUUGAUAAACCUGCAAAUUCAGCAUGUUGAGGCCAGAUUUGCUGUCUUCCUAACAGAUAAGCCUACUGUCUCAAAAGAAGUCUUUGAAAAUAGUGGAAUCCUUGUUACAGAUGUAAAUAACUUUAUUGAAAAUAUACAAAAAGUAGCAGCUCCAUUUAGGAGUAGCUAUUGGUAAGAACACUUUCUGUGUAACUCUUCCCAUGUAAGUUGGAAUUGUUGGCAGCAGACACUCMCUGUUUAUGAGGCACAGUUGUUCAAAAACUGCUCUUUACAGUAUAUAUCAUGUGAUAAAUUUAAAGUAUUUAGGAGUGGAAUUGCUUUUGUUUCCCUAAUUAUCACUAACCAAUGUACUUUGAAUUACUCAAAUGAUGUCCAUUGUCACUUGUGUUAACCUGGGUUGUCAAAAGACAAGACAGUGUAACUUUAAGAUGCAUAAUUUGCCCAAUUAGAUAUAACAACCAAUUUAUAAAAUGUUUGGUCACUUUUCUAUCAUCAAUUUUGUGUUCAUAUAGGUGAUUCACCUGCACCUGCCUAGACAUGGAGGAUGCCAACAACAAAUUAGUAUUUUCCAGUUUUUUUAACUCUGAAACACACAUGCACAGUCUGUCAUAAUUGAAAAAAAUCGAUGUUCUACACCUUAGAAUAUUUUCCUUCUUUUUCGUAUAUUUUGCUUAAACAUCUUGACUUCACAGUGGCACAAGAGUUGCUAUUAGCCUUGGGUUGCAGUGUUGAAUAUUGUUUUAAAUUAUUUUCAUUUUCAACAUAAUGCCUUGAAAGCUAUUGAGCUUAAAAUGUAAACAAAUUCACGUUUACAUAGUUGGAGCAAAAAAUAAGUCUAUUUUAACAAAUAGCUUUGUUUUUGCAUGUUAAUGUCAGAGAGGCACAUGAAAUGUACGUUGUGGUGUUCUAAAGGUUUUACUACCCUUGUUUAAAAAAAAAAAAAACCUGUAAUCUUAAAUGGUUUUAUUUGCUGUUAUACAAGCAACACUACACAAAGUUAACACAUUUUGUCCUAAAUGGUACAGAUGUAUAAACUGUUGUUUUUUCACUUAUUCGGUUUUUGUAAAUACUGCACUAUAAAAUCAACCCCUGAGGAAGAAUAAUCAUUUAUUUAUGAUAUUAGAAAUAAUUUCUAUAGUAAUCUUUAAAACACAAAGCCAAGCAACAUUUGUAAGAUACAUAGUAUCUAUUUGGAGCAAAGGUUUUUAUAACUAAUUUGUUUCAUUUUCUAAUAAAGACAACUAAAAAUUAUUCUACUGUUUCUGCAGUGCUUUUAUACCAAAAAUUAAAACUUGUAUGGGAGAUCUUGACAAUUUUUAGGCUAUUUAAACAGGAAUAAUCAGCCUGCCUCUCUGUGCAUCUUGUGGUCUUCUUUCCUUCACCAAGUCAAGUCAAGUAUGCUGAGCAGCAAACUACAGAAAGGAAAUUUCAGCUGGCCUUUAUAUAGGGCUGUGCAACUCAUUCUACUGCUUUGGUACCAUUUCUUCUUAACACAUGCACCAAUUUUAUUCUUUAGCGUUAGUAUUCUUCUUCACUAUAUUGGGUACAGUACAUUACUAUGCUAUCUGCCUGGCACACUACCUUACAGAUUACACCUCAUACAUUUCUCUCCCCUUGCUCAAAAAGCUUCCAGAAUACCCAUGAAGCCAUUCUUCUGUUUCCGUGCUACCUUUCCUAUAACUUGUAAUACUUAACCAAAAAAAAGUAUCUCUCCUAAACUUUGAGCUCCCCCAGAGCAUGCACUUUCAUCAUCUCUGUGUUCCACUGGCCCAGCAURUUAGAAAAGUGAGGUAUCUUCCUUUUCAUCUAUCACUAAUCCAGCUGGUGCCUUUCCUGCAUGAAAUUCACAAUUUUAGAAUAUGAAGGGAUCAACACUGGYUCUCAACUAGAAGCAUCUGAAAAUGUCUGGAGGAGGCACUUUCAGUGGCUGAUGUAGGGCAGGUGCUGUUGGCAGCUGCAAUAAAAAGUGAUCUGGCUCAGCGGGAAGUUGAGAGACUAUGAGCUAAGUCAUCACACGGACAUCUGAGUAACACCCUAACUUGCUUUACCAGAUCAUCCACUUCCGUCUCUUUCACUUAAAUAACAGCAUAUAGAUUGAGGUUUAUCAUUAUGAAGGAGAAAGCCAGCUCUAUCAUUUAGAGUACAUAAAAAGUACUAAUCUGCUAGAUAUGGUAACACAUUGCCUGUAAUCCCAGCAUCUUGAGGGGACUGAGACAGGAAGUUCAAGUCUAGCCUGGGCAACUAAUAAAAGACUUGAGGUGUUUUGGGGGGCAGGGAUGACAUGGACUACAGUUCCUACUCCAUCUGGCAGAUUUCACUUAUUAAAAUGCUGAUGGGCUGGGGUUGUGGCUCAGUGGUAGAGCGCUUGCCGAGCAUGUGUGAGGCACUGGGUUCGAUUUUUGGCACAACAUAUAAAUGAAUAAACGUACAAUUUACAAAACUGCUAUAAGCGAGAUUUAAGGUAAAAACAGGUACUGGAACAGGUACUAUUUUUUAAAACAAGUACUUAAACCGUUACUAAAAUUACCCAAGAAUCUAGUCAUUUUGUCAGAAAUAAUAUAAGAGGUAUACUCACAGCGAAGCCAGAGGAUAGGCUGCUCUGAUGUAUCCAGACCAGAAGCUACACCAUGGUCCCAGCCCAGCAUCACUCCUGGCUCUCCUGAAGGCAAGGCAGUAGCUUUGUUGUGGCCCUCACAUUCAGGACACAAACAGACUGAUACAGAGGGCAGUGGAUUCCAGAGUUUGGCUUUAUUUUGCAGUACAGAAAUCAUUUGGAGCCAUUUUGGGAUAGACAUCAUUGAAGAGAGGCUCUGUCAAAUCAAUACUGCAUUGCAGCUUGGUCCAUUGAAGAAGCCMCGCCUGGGAUACAAAAGAUGCUUCCACAUUUUACCUGCUUUUUAAUGAUAGGUUCCUUUCCCCUUCUCUCAUCAACUUUAUUAGGUUAAAACACCACAUAUUGGCUUCCUCCAAACGAAUCCCUAAGUCUGGAGUUUGGUUAGAAGUUUAUGCCCACAUAAACCAAACUUUUGACUACGGUAUUUGGGCCCUGCCAUAAUACUUAACACACAAUGUAGUUAUAUUCAAUUUAGAAUCUCCUUAAUGUCAAGAUGGCACACAAACUGUAUGAAUCCAGCUCUUGAGCAGCAGAAGCACAUAAAUGCAAAGUCUACCCUGAUUAAAAGAUACAAAUACUGUAUCAAGUUUUCUGUAUUGAUAUCACAAUGUUUAAAACUGCUCC
This is a messenger RNA of Urocitellus parryii (Arctic ground squirrel), 11669 nucleotides long. RefSeq names its product transcription activation suppressor family member 2 (gene Tasor2). Gene Ontology annotation, biological process: negative regulation of gene expression, epigenetic. Lineage: Eukaryota; Metazoa; Chordata; Mammalia; Rodentia; Sciuridae. Gene Ontology annotation, cellular component: nucleoplasm. The record is from RefSeq and is a predicted model, not a curated record.